Drosophila obscura is the source of this 1826-nucleotide messenger RNA. Its product is annotated as transmembrane protein 120 homolog. Lineage: Eukaryota; Metazoa; Arthropoda; Insecta; Diptera; Drosophilidae. The coding region runs from base 603 to 1826 and encodes 407 amino acids. The transcript is spliced from 7 exons. The record is from RefSeq and is a predicted model, not a curated record. Gene Ontology annotation, cellular component: membrane.
GUUAAUAACAAAAUAUUAGUCGUCCGUCGGUGUAGUCGGUGUGCGGUCGGUCGUUUGUUCGUCAGUCCACCACCCUUCUCCUUCUCAUCCUCCACCACUUCCACGCUCGUCACUAGUUUUGCUCAACAAUUUAUUUUUAAAGAAAUAACCCGAACAAACCAUCAGUUCGAGAGGGGUGCAGAGCGAGACACGAGCACACAGAGCAGAGCAGUGAAUAGUGCGGCACAAUAUAUAUAUUUUUUAAAUUGGGAGGUGCAAACAAAAUUACUGUUGUUUUGUUCCUCUCAUUCUUAUUCAUUCUCUUGAAAGUGAUUUUUGUUUUUUCCUUUUAAACGUUGUGGCACAGUGUAUGUGAGUGUCUGUGUAUAUGUAUGCAUGCGUAAGCAGCAAUUAAACAAGAGGUGGAACGAGUACUACGCUACUAACAGAGCCAUUAGUAGACGGCGUCGCACAAUUAAAUUGAUUUUUCGCCGGUCACCUAACCUCAAAGCCCCUGCCGGUGAAAGGGGGGGUUCGGAGGCACAGCUGUUGCAUACAACAAAACAACAAAACACACGCCACCGAAUAACGUGGAUAAGGGAGACGACGAAAACAGACACAACAUGGAUAUCGAUUCACUGAAAAAUGAAUGGGAGGAGCUGAACAAGGAGUAUUCGGAGCUGGAGAACUGCAACAGACGCUACAUCGAGCUGCUGGAGCAGCUGCACAGCCGCCAACAGAUCUGCUUUAAUGAGAUCAAGCAUCAACGGUAUCGCAUGAACCAAAUAACGGCAUCAUUGAGGCAAUUUAAGGGUCCGGUGGAUGUCGAAGUUAAAGAGAAGGUGGAUGAGCUGCAGAAGAUGACCUUGAAGCGGAAGGCGCAAUUGCACGAAAUCGAACAAUCUUUGCCAGCGAAAUCGGGUCGCUAUUUGCAGAUAAUCUUGGGCGAUGUGAAUGUCUCGAUUCUCAACAGAAACGACAAAGUUCGCUAUAAGGACGACUAUGAAAAGUUUAAAUUAAUACUCAACGUAAUUGGACUGAUAAUGGCGUUCUUCAAUUUGAUAUUCAACUACAGAGCCUUGGAGCUGGCCUUCAUUUUCCUGCUGGUAUGGUACUAUUGCACCCUGACCAUUCGCGAGUCGAUACUGAAGGUGAAUGGUUCCCGGAUCAAGGGCUGGUGGCGGGCCCAUCACUUCAUCUCGACGGUGGCCGCCGGCGUGCUGCUGGUGUGGCCACAGGGCGAACAUUGGCAGAUCUUCCGCAUGCAGUUUAUGUACUUCAAUGUUUACAUCAGCAUUGUGCAAUAUCUACAAUUUGGAUACCAGAAGGGUCUGCUCUAUCGCCUGAAGGCAUUGGGCGAGCGCCACAACAUGGAUAUCACCAUUGAGGGCUUCCACUCGUGGAUGUGGCGCGGUCUGAGCUUCCUGCUGCCGUUCCUCUUCUUCGGCUAUUGGUUCCAGGCGUACAAUGCGUGGACCCUCUACAAGCUGGCAUUUACACCCCCCGAUGCACCCUGGCAUGUGUCGGUCAUGGCCGGCCUCUUCUUGCUACUGUUCGUUGGCAACAUGGCCACCACACUGUGGGUGGUGCCCGAGAAGAUACGCGAGCGAUCCAAGGAACGCUAUCGGCUCCUGAGCAUGGGCAAGUCCAUGAAGUUGCGCAGAGAAGUCAAGAAUAGCGCCAGUGACAUGGACCUGGCGAGCAGCGCCAACGGCAGCACAGUCACAGCACAGACGGCGACUGUGCCAAAAAUCCCAUCAGUGCCGCCGACGCAGCCACAGCCAUCGGCACCAGCACCAGCAUCGGCACCGGCAUCGGCACCAGCCGCCGAUAAGAAGGAAAUUUAA